Molecule: messenger RNA, 612 nt
Organism: Staurois parvus
Lineage: Eukaryota; Metazoa; Chordata; Amphibia; Anura; Ranidae
Source: the annotation of a GenBank genome assembly
AUGGGGAAAGGAGAUCCUAACAAGCCCCGGGGCAAGAUGUCCUCCUACGCUUACUUCGUGCAGACCUGCCGGGAGGAACACAAGAAGAAACACCCGGACUCUUCCGUCAACUUCGCAGAGUUCUCCAAGAAGUGCUCCGAGAGGUGGAAGACCAUGUCUGCCAAGGAGAAAUCCAAGUUUGAAGAAAUGGCCAAAAGUGAUAAGGCCCGUUAUGAAAGGGAAAUGAAAAACUAUAUCCCACCAAAGGGAGAGAAGAAGGGAAAGAGAAAGAAGGACCCAAAUGCCCCAAAACGGCCACCAUCUGCAUUUUUCCUGUUCUGUUCUGAGCAUCGGCCCCGGAUAAAGACUGAAAGUCCCGGUCUGUCCAUUGGUGAUACUGCUAAGAAAUUAGGAGAGAUGUGGGCUGAACAGUCACCCAAAGACAAGCAGCCAUAUGAACAGAAAGCAGCAAAACUUAAGGAGAAAUAUGAGAAGAGUGAUGUUGGUAAGAAGAUUCCCGGCAGGCCAGCAAGCUCAAAGAAGAAGAUUGAGCCAGAAGAUGAUGAAGACGACGAUGAGGAGGAAGAUGAUGAGGAAGAAGAGGAUGAAGAAGAUGACGAGGAUGAUGAGUGA